AGAGCGUGUCAGCGAAGCCGAAUCAAAACAAGCCCGAGACCCGCCUUUUCCCUCCGGCUCUGGAGCGUCUCGCUCGCGCUCCGAGCCCGCGGCGCCCGCGCGGCUGCGAGCCUCGAGUGGCUGCGUCCCGGCUCCAGGAAGCCGGGGAGGGCGCGGCGGCCGGGAUGGCGCGGCGCGGGCCGCGCGACUGGACGGGAGCCUGAGGAGCCGCCGGCCCGCGCCCUCGGUCCUCGGCCUCCCGGCACCGCGGGGAGCCGCCUUCGCCGCUGCGGGGCACCUGGACGCUCGCGAGAUGCCCAACCCCAAAAACAGUAAAGGCGGCCGCAAAAACAAGCGCGCCAACAGCAGCGGGGACGAGCAGGAAAAUGGAGCCGGGGCCCUGGCAGCGGCGGGCGCGGCGGCCGGGGGGGCCCUGGCGGCAGCGGCCGGCUGCGGAGCGGCCGCUGCUGGCGCGCCGGGCACCGUGGGCGCCGCGGGCGCGGGAGGCGCGGGGCCGGGCGCCGCCAACGCCGCAGCCGCCGCGGGGGCUGCAGCCGCCGGAGAAGCCAAGAACGAAGCCCCUUGUGCCACGCCCCUGAUCUGCAGCUUUGGGAGGCCGGUUGACCUGGAGAAGGACGACUACCAGAAGGUGGUGUGCAACAACGAGCAUUGUCCCUACAGCACCUGGAUGCACCUGCAGUGUUUCUAUGAGUGGGAGAGCAGUAUCCUGGUGCAGUUCAACUGCAUUGGCCGGGCCCGCAGCUGGAAUGAGAAGCAGUGCCGCCAGAACAUGUGGACUAAGAAGGGCUAUGACCUGGCCUUCCGCUUCUGCUCCUGCCGCUGCGGCCAGGGCCACUUGAAGAAGGACACGGACUGGUACCAGGUGAAGCGGAUGCAGGAUGAGAAAAAGAAGAAGUCGGGCUCAGAGAAGAACACGGGGAGGCCCCCUGGCGAGCCAGUGGAGGAGGCCAAAAAGUGCCGGCCACCCGCCAAACCUCAGAAGGGCUUGGCCCACGACCUCCCGCGCCGGCACUCCAUGGACCGGCAGAACUCGCAGGAGAAGGGCGGCGGGGCGGCCUACGGGGCGCGCUCCCCCUGUGGCUCCCCGGGCCAGUCCCCACCCACCGGCUACUCCAUCCUCUCCCCUGCGCACUUCAGCGGCCCCCGAUCGUCCAGGUACCUUGGGGAGUUCCUGAAGAACGCCAUCCACCUGGAGCCUCACAAAAAGGCCCUGGCGGGCGGCCACGUGUUCAGAAACGCGCACUUUGAUUACAGUCCAGCAGGGUUGUCAGUGCACAGGGGGGGCCACUUCGACGCCCCCGUGCAGUUCCUGCGGCGCCUGGACCUGUCCGAGCUCCUCACUCACAUCCCCCGCCAUAAGCUGAACACUUUCCACGUGCGGAUGGAGGACGAUGCCCAGAUGGGCCAGGGCGAGGAUCUGCGGAAGUUCAUCCUCGCAGCCCUCAGCGCCAGCCACAGAAACAUGGUGAACUGUGCCCUGUGCCACCGGGCGCUCCCGGUGUUCGAGCAGUUCCCGCUGGUGGAUGGAACUCUGUUCUUAAGCCCCUCGAGACACGAUGAGAUCGAAUACGAUGUUCCCUGUCACCUUCAAGGGAGGCUCAUGCACCUGUAUGCGGUGUGUGUGGACUGCCUGGAAGGGGUUCACAAGAUCAUCUGCAUCAAGUGUAAGUCACGGUGGGACGGCAGCUGGCACCAGCUGGGCACCAUGUACACCUAUGACAUCCUGGCCGCCUCUCCAUGCUGUCAGGCCCGCCUGAACUGCAAGCACUGCGGGAAGCCGGUGAUCGACGUGCGGAUCGGGAUGCAGUACUUCUCCGAGUACAGCAACGUCCAGCAGUGUCCACACUGUGGCAACCUGGACUACCAUUUCGUGAAGCCAUUUUCCUCCUUCAAAGUUCUCGAAGCUUAUUGAUGAAAGCUUUGCUUUAGUAAUAGCUAUUUUAUUGAUAUUAUUACUUUAUUACAUAUCUUUUCUAGGGAAGCCUUCUGUGACAUUAAUUUCUUUUCUAAUUUAAAGGAGAGUUCCUUUGUGUGUGUGUGCCACCAAAAGGGGGCUGCCCCUUGCCCCCCCUUGACUCCCAAGUGUUAGUCUGUGGUCAUGACCAGAGCCCAGCUGGGUGCUCCUUGAGCUUGGGGGAGCGGUUCACUAUCACUAAGAGUCUCUCAGGCAGCUUUUAAAGUGGUGGGGAGGAUGGGGCGAAUUUAGGAAAGGGAUUAUGUGGUCAUAAACUGAGAGCACUGUAGGAGUUGGGAAGAAACUCUUACUAAAAUGUUAACUAUCUAAAGACCCACUUUUAGAUCUUCUCUGGGCCUUGGGAGAAACAUGUGACAAGUGAAUGUAUGUCUGUGCCUGGAGAGCUGAUGGUAUAAUAGUUUACCUUGGCUUAGCGUUCGUUCGGCAGCGCACACUGACCUGCAGUUUCCCUUCACUGACAGAUUACUGCAAAGUGGACAUGAGCCCUGAUUCUCUCCCUGUUGUAUUUUAGCAGCCAGUUUUCAUACUGAAAAUAAUAUCCAAAUUAUAAGACAUGUGAAGGCUGUUGGUAUUGUGCAUAUUUUUAGGUAAGCUGACCUUUAACAAAAAGAAUCUGCUAAAUGAAUUUGGAAAUGAUGAAUACCAACUCAAGAGGGCAGAAAGGCAGAAUCCUGUCAUUUGAAUUGUGAAUUUGAAGUUGGUCAAACAGGCUCUUAAGGGAAAUCCAUGAAUGACAUGAUUUGGGUGGUACUGGUUUUUAUAUAUAGGUCAUGCUGUCUAAGUGCCAUUUGAUGCCAGAUCCUUCUCACAGAUAAAUCUCACAGCUACAGACCCUGGCUGGUAAGUUUCAGAACCAAUCGUUGUCACACUUAAUCUUCCCCCCAAAUUGCUUAUGGCUGCUUUUUACCCAUUUAAUGCUGAGUUUCCAAAAUCAAAGAUUUGACCCUAAGAAGGAAACAAAAAAAAUAUUUUUGAGGCUAUGAGGAAAAUAAUAAUUUUGAUGUUUCUUUUUAAAGUCUUUUUCUUAUUUUGAAAAAUCAUUGAUUAUAAUGUGUAACAGUAUGUUUGAAAAUAGAUUAUUCUGAAGAUCUCCAUGAUACCUUUCCACUGGUUUUUGAAAAAGGUGAUAAUUUAUAGAACUUGAUUAAUUACAACAUUGAGCUUUCCAAAGUACAGCCUCUGUUCAUUAGUUCAUUUUAGACGGACACCCCCAUACCUUACAGAUCUGAAAUUGAAAUAUGAUUUCUCAAAAAUGAAUUUGAUAAUUUCAAGUGUGACAUGCAUAUAUGCUAAAAGAAUGCUAAAAAUAUUAUCCUUUUAUGGGAAGCUAAAUUUGGGAGUAUGUGAGCAUUUUAAUGUACACCAUUUUUUUCCCCUCAGAAAACAGUUGUUUUUUUCCUCUCAGAAAUGUGUAGGCAUUAUUGCAAGUGAGUUUCAGUUCUGCUACGUGGAGUAUUUGAUGUUUUAUUUGAAAGAAUACAGCACUAAAGAACUGAUAGAUUGACCAAUUAUUCAUCUUUUAGUUUGGAUGAUUAUAAUUCAGCUGACCACAUCUAGUUUGAUGUUUGAUGAUCUGAAAAAUAUUUCACAGUGGUGAGAAAUGCUCAAAGGCUGUACGACGCAGAAAAUUGUUAUUGGUCUGACAGUACUUGAUGCAACAAGAAGGGGCCUAUAGUACGUAGCCCUUGAAAAUCUGUCUUUAAUACGCAAAGCUGUAACUGAAUUAGCUGUUUCCCUAUUGAUUCUCUUUUGUAUCCAGGUAUAAAAAUUGGUGAAUUUCUCUUCAGAGUACCAUUGGAUUUUAUUUCUGAGUUUAAAAUGAAUAGUAAAAUAUUUGUAAUGCUGUUCUUAAACCCACCUAAAUUUCUAAAGAGAAACCUGCUUAUAUUGUUGCUCUGAAGCUUCACAUUUACGUCCAGAUCACAUUCUGCAAGCUCCUCAGCCUAAAACUGCUGCAAGUGUAGUGUCUGAUGCAUUCAGUAUUUUCUUCUUAUGUCAUUUUCUACUGAGAAAUAAGUAUGAUGCGAUUUCAGUGUAAUUGAGAAAAAAAAUUUGCUUUUGGCUUUUAUUUUGAGGAUUAAGUUAGGAAUCUAUGGAUGCUGAGGUUAUAUAAAAGGAGAAGCAUAGGUAUCCUAUCUGAGACUAUCUGUUGCUGUUAAGGUAUCUCAUUCUUGUCUAAAAUGGGAAAUUUGGCUGAUUUGAGAAUAAAAUAUAGUUGAGUAUACAACCAUGUGAAGAAUAAAUCUUAUUUUGGAAUCUGCUGGCCUUAAUGUUUCUCUACACUUUCUCAAAGUACUUUGCUCUGAGUACCUGGAUGGGAAUUGGAAUAUAUCAAAAAAGAUGAUUAGUUUUGUUGUGGGUUAGAUAUUAAAGGAUAUUUUGUUGUCCCAAAGAUACAUUUUCUGGUUCUGUGAUAGUGCUCAAAAACAUGAACCCACUCACGAUGACUAAUAAGUAAUUUUUAUCUACUUUAACUUGUUUUAUCAUUUAUUUUUAAGAGUUAUGCCUUGAACAAAUAAAUCACCUGCUUUAGUUUAUUGGGAAGACUUUUUCUGAUCAUCUCAUCAUCUUGUCUUCAGGUCAACUCAGUUCUUCACUCUCUUCUGGUUGCAGCUGAAGCAGUUGAUAUACUGGAUUUACACCUUAAAAGAUAGGACAUUGGCUGUGAAGUUAGGGAAUGGGGGGAAUUAAUCCUAUAAAGAACUUUCCCAGACAGUCUUUAAUUUCUAAUUUUUUGUAGAAGAAGCUCAUUCAUUUUCAGACGUAUUUUCAUACAUUUUUUGGGGGGGAGGAAUUAACUCAUCAGAAAAUAAUAUCAUUAAGUUUUUUAAUCUUAAAAGCUAACAGAUAAACUGACACAUAACUUAUUGGAUCACCCAAACUAAUUUGCAGAAAUCUUUUGUUUUGUCCUGUAAGACCAAUGCUUAACAUGCAGUCUCUCCUCCUGUGCCCAGAUCAGUAACUCCACUUUGCUUUUCUCUUUAGUCUCCUGAUAGCAGCUAUUGGGUAAUUUCAUUUGGAGGUUGGGGAGGAGGUGAGGAGAAAAUGCUCUUGUUCAGUGGUUUGGUUCCUAUAAAAGGAUGCUGCCUAACCCAGCUCAUCUCUAUGUCCUGUUGACUUUAUUAUUAUUCCAGGUAAUUGAAAGAAAAUAUAAUGGAUGGGCAUCAUUAACACCAGCUCAAAAGUAUAUUCUUGUCUGUAAAGAUUUCUUGUCAAAAUGUCUUGGAUUGCACUUUUGUUGAGGGAAGACUGUGUAAAUAGUUAAAGAAUGUUGAUAAAAUUGAAACAUUUGGUUAUGGAAUUGUGUGGUGUUAGAAGGUUUCUGUUUGUGAAAAUGUAUGUAUUAAAAAUAAUAAAAUUUCAGAAACUAAC
Molecule: messenger RNA, 5347 nt
Organism: Sus scrofa (pig)
Lineage: Eukaryota; Metazoa; Chordata; Mammalia; Artiodactyla; Suidae
Gene: HECA
Product: hdc homolog, cell cycle regulator
Source: RefSeq, a predicted model, not a curated record